CCUUAACCAAGAACGGCCAAACAAACAUAUAAACAUUUGGAUUUGGACUUUGGACUGUUGUCUUUGCUUACAAGUGAGAGAAUGUUUGUGCCCUUUUCCCCAAUUUAAUUAUUGCAUUGCUCCCCCAUGCCAUCAUCGCUCCAACAAUGAACAAUCUGCCCGUAUAUUAUUAAUGAUCACACUACAUAAAGAACAUCGACAAGAAUUGGCGUAGAAUUCUCAGAGGGGAGGAAAAACCCGAAGCACGCACCAGAGAGGAGAAGAAGAAGAAGGGUUUCGGCGGGUAGUUUCUGUGGAAAAGGGGGAAGACAAUUCUGGGUUUCGUUUCUUGAUUUUGAUCAGAAUCAAGGGUUUUCAGGGAUUUUGAUUAGAAAUAUAAAAUAUGAACGCGAAAACCAAGAAGAGAACUGUGGCUGAGAAUGGCGACACAGGCGAGGACUCUGUUCUCGCGACCAUGGUCAGCAAUGGGGAGGAUUUGGGGCCAAUGGUUAGGCUUGCUUUUGAGACAGGGAAGCCUGAUUCUCUUUUACAGCAGCUUAGGAACUUAGUUAGAAAGAAAGAAGUUGAAAUUGAAGAGCUAUGUAAACUCCACUAUGAGGAAUUUAUUGUUGCAGUUGAUGAGCUACGUGGUGUCUUGGUCGAUGCAGAAGAGCUGAAAACUGAGCUGUCAAGUGAUAAUUUUAGGUUACAACAGGUUGGCAGCGCCUUACUUAUGAAACUUGAAGAGCUAAUCGAAUCAUAUUCUAUUAAGAAGAAUGUUACUGAAGCCAUUAAGAUGUCGAAGCACUGCGUUCAAGUCUUGGAUCUCUGUGUGAAGUGUAAUCAUCACGUCUCCGAAGGUCGUUUUUAUCCGGCUUUAAAAGCUGUCGAUCUGAUUGAGAAAGUUUAUUUGCAGAAUAUUCCUGUUAGGACAGUGAAGUUGCUGAUAGAGAAGAGACUACCUGUGCUAAAAUCGCAUAUAGAGAAGAAGGUGUGCAGUGAAGUUAAUGAAUGGUUAGUUCACAUAAGGAGUGCUGCAAAGGAUAUUGGGCAAACGGCUAUAGGAUAUGCUGCAUCUGCUCGUCAGAGGGAAGAGGACAUGCUGGCUCGUCAAAGGAAAGCAGAAGAACAGAGUUGUUUGGGUUUAGAAGAUUUUACUUACACGUUAGAUGUUGAAGAAAUUGAUGAAAAUUCUGUUCAAAAGUUUGAUCUCACGCCUCUUUAUCGAGCGUAUCAUAUUCACACUUGUCUUGGGAUCCAAGAACAGUUCCGUGAUUAUUACUACAAAAAUCGGUUUCUGCAGCUGAAAUCUGACUUACAGAUAUCAUCAGCCCAGCCAUUCCUUGAGUCACAUCAGAUCUUUUUGGGUCAUGUUGCAGGUUAUUUUAUUGUUGAAGAUCGGGUCUUCAGAACAGCUGGCGGGUUGCUCUCACCAACUGAGCUUGAGACAAUGUGGGAAACAGCUGUGGCUAAAGUAACUCAAGUCUUGGGGGAACAGUUUUUGCAUAUGGAUGCAGCAAGCCACUUCCUCCUGGUGAAGGAUUAUGUGACUCUUUUUGGAGCAACACUCAGACAGUAUGGUUAUAAUGUGGCCCCAGUCCUUGAAACUUUAAGUAGUAGUCGUGACAAAUAUCACCAGCUUCUUUUAGUAGAGUGCCGCCAACAAAUCACUGAUAUCCUUGCUAAUGAUACGUGUGAGCAAAUGGUAAUGAAAAAGGAGUCAGACUACCAGGCAAAUGUUCUCUUAUUCCAUCUCCAGACCUCAGACAUAAUGCCGGCCUUCCCAUACAUUGCUCCUUUCUCUUCCAUGGUGCCUGAAUGUUGUCGCAUUGUUCGUACAUUUAUUAAGGACUCAGUUAAUUACCUGUCUUAUGGGGCACAAAUGAAUUAUUUUGAUUUCGUUCGUAAGUACCUCGACAAGCUCUUGAUUGAUGUCUUAAAUGAAGUCAUACUGAAGACAAUAAACAGUGGUUCCACUGGUGUUGCCCAGGCAAUGCAGAUUGCUGCGAAUAUAGCUGUUUUAGAGAGGGCCUGUGAUUAUUUUCUCCAGCAUGCUGCACAACAAUGUGGAAUUCCAGUCAGAUCGAUUGAUAGACCUCAAAGUGGUCUAGCAGCCAAGGUUGUUCUUAAAACCUCAAGGGAUGCUGCUUAUCUUGCUCUACUCAGUUUAGUGAACUCCAAAUUAGAUGAAUUCAUGUCACUUACAGAAAACGUAAAUUGGACAUCUGAUGAAACAUCUCAGCAUGGAAAUGAUUACAUAAAUGAGGUUCUUAUAUAUCUUGACACUGUUUUGUCCACCGCCCAGCAAAUUUUACCUUUGGAUGCUUUGUAUAAAGUUGGCUGUGGAGCUCUAGAGCAUAUAUCCAACUCAAUUGUGGGAGUUUUUCUCAGUGAUAGUGUAAAGAGGUUUAAUGUUAAUCCAGUUGUGACCAUCAACCAUGAUUUAAAGGCAUUGGAGACUUUUGCAGACGAAAGGUUUCACUCUACCGGAUUGCAUGAGAUAUACAAAGAUGGGAGCUUCCGUGCUUGCUUGAUAGAAGCCAGACAACUGAUAAACCUUCUCUUGAGCAGUCAGCCUGAGAACUUUAUGAAUCCUGUAAUAAGGGAGAGGAACUACAAUGCUUUGGACUACAAAAAGGUGGCUUCUAUCUGCGAGAAGUACAAGGAUUCAGCUGAUGGCCUUUUCGGUAGCCUUUCAAACAGAGCCAAAAACCAAAGCGCCCGAAAGAAGUCCAUGGACAUGCUAAAGAAAAGACUGAGGGAUUUCAACUGAGAGAGCUUGGAAUUUUCUAUGAUGGUUUAGAUUAGCCGAAAUUUUUAGUAUUCCAUUAAAGUUCAAAAAUUAUGUGGAUUAUUUUUCAUUCAUGCUAAUAUUCUUUAUCGGAAUAGAGUUUGACAUGAACUCUUUUCUUUUCUUAUAUCAAAUCUGUCUUACUCAACUUCCGUCUCUAUAAGACAUGGAAUAGGUAUUUGUGAGAGCUUUCACGUAUUGUUA
Messenger RNA from Sesamum indicum (sesame), 2974 nucleotides. It is a transcript of the gene SEC15A, whose product is annotated as exocyst complex component sec15A. Gene Ontology annotation, cellular component: membrane; exocyst. Lineage: Eukaryota; Viridiplantae; Streptophyta; Magnoliopsida; Lamiales; Pedaliaceae. Gene Ontology annotation, biological process: Golgi to plasma membrane transport; exocytosis; intracellular protein transport. The record is from RefSeq and is a predicted model, not a curated record.